Molecule: messenger RNA, 9719 nt
Organism: Gigantopelta aegis
Lineage: Eukaryota; Metazoa; Mollusca; Gastropoda; Neomphalida; Peltospiridae
Product: aryl hydrocarbon receptor nuclear translocator homolog
Exons: 16
Coding region: 133-2055 (640 amino acids)
Biological process (GO): regulation of transcription by RNA polymerase II
Cellular component (GO): transcription regulator complex; nucleus; cytoplasm
Molecular function (GO): protein dimerization activity; DNA-binding transcription factor activity, RNA polymerase II-specific; RNA polymerase II cis-regulatory region sequence-specific DNA binding
Source: RefSeq, a predicted model, not a curated record
UCUGCCAUUUGUGCUUCAUGAUGGAAUUUUGCGAAAGAUUUUAGGGGGAAAACAAACUCGUAUUUGUUGGUUUAGUUUUCCAUUAUUGCUAUUCUUCCAAAAUUAUUUUAACACUGGUACCGCUGGCCAAUAAUGGCGGCGAUUACAGUGUCGCCAGGACCAUCAGGAUCAGGUACUCCUGACAGUGGAAAAGGUGCUCGGAAGAGAAAACCAGGAAGAGACUCUGAUGACGAGGACAGCCAGACUGGAUCAUUCGGAGGUGGUGGAGAACAUGGUGACAAAGAAAGGUUUGCUAGGGAGAGCCACUGUGAGAUUGAACGUCGCCGUAGAAACAAGAUGGCGCAUUACAUCAACGAACUGUGUGACAUGGUGCCUACGUGUAGCCAUCUGUCACGCAAACCGGACAAGCUGACCAUUCUGCGUAUGGCUAUUUCUUACAUGGAGAAACUGCGAGGUACCGGUAACACUUCGAGCGAUGGGUCCUACAAGCCUUCAUUCCUUACAGACCAGGAGUUAAAGCAUCUCAUUCUGGAGGCGGCAGAUGGUUUUUUAUUCGUGGUACAGUGUGACACUGGACGCAUUAUUUAUGUCUCAGACUCGGUCACUCCAGUACUAAAUCAGUCACAGUCUGACUGGUUUGGAAACAUUCUGUAUGAGCUCGUUCACCCGGAUGAUGUGGAGAAGGUUCGCGAGCAGCUGUCCACCACCGAGUCUCAGAACACCGGCCGCAUCCUUGACCUCAAGACUGGAACUGUGAAGAAAGAAGGACAUCAGUCCUCUAUUCGCCUUUGCAUGGGAUCUCGCCGUGGCUUCAUAUGUCGGAUGCGCAUGGGGACGGUUCAGAUUGACCCGAUGACUGCCAACCACAGCGUGAGGAUACGACAGCGGAAUCCGCUUGGCCCGUCCAACGAUGGCAACCACUACUCCGUGGUACACGUGACGGGCUACAUCAAGAAUUGGCCACCAUCGGGUAAAUGUGUUCCUGUUGAGCGAAGUGAGACGGAUGAGCACGGAGGAAGUCAUUGUUGUCUGGUUGCUAUUGGCAGACUGCAGGUGACGAGCACACCAAACUGUAGUGACAUGAUGGGACCUAAUGCACCAACCGAGUUUAUCUCUCGCCACUGUGUGGAUGGCAAGUUUACGUUUGUUGAUCAGAGGGUUACCUCUGUGCUGGGAUAUCAGCCUCAAGACUUGCUGGGCAAGUCUGCAUUUGAUUUCUACCACCCAGAAGAUCAGACUCACAUGAAGGAAACCUUUGACCAGGUUUUGAAAUUAAAAGGUCAGGUGAUGUCUAUCAUGUAUCGUUUCCGGGCGUCUAACCGAGAAUGGGUAUGGCUUCGAACCAGCAGCUUCAGCUUCCAGAACCCGUACACGGAUGAUGUGGAAUACAUUGUGUGCACCAACUCCUCAGCAAAGGGAUCACAGCAGGUUUCUUCCUCGGCGAUGCCGUCGGUUGACCAGUCCGCGGACUCGUCAUCGGUCAUCAACUCGUUCCCAGCCGCGAGACCCAUACACCAGGAACACAUGGUUAUUGGCGGCGCAAGCAAGUCCGAGUACCGCGACGGAGCCUACCACACGCAGGACAUGUACCGGUCGGUACAGCCCGAGGUGUUCGGCUCGUACCCGCAGUCGGGCAGUGUCAAGUACCCGAGUCUUUCCAGUCAGAACACGAUGGGCAUGACCCCACCAUCGGUCAACUCGAUGAGACGCAGCCCUUCACAGACGACCAGCGGGUGGACGGCACAGGGCUACCCAAGAACCGAGGGUGGUAAUGAAUACGGUGCAUCUUCAGGAGCCCAGACAUUCAGUCAGAUCAGCCCUAAUAACGCAUCGCCAGGGAACCCUGGACUCUGGGGCCAGUGGCAGGCGUCAAGCGAUACCACAGCAUCGCAGCCGGGCGGAGUCAUCCAACACCAGGUUCAACAGCAGCAGCAGCAACAGCAGCAGCAGCAGCAACAACAGCCAGAAGAGUUCGGAGAUAUGUUUAGGAUGCUGGGACAACCCGAAUCUUCGGAAUUCAGCGACCUCUCGAUGUUUAAUACUUUCCCAGACUGAAGGAAGAAGAAAAGAGUCAACCAUUUUUAAAAAAAAUAAUUUACAAGUCAUUUUGUAUUAUAUCUGUCUGUUAAUAAAAACUAUUGGGGGUAGGCAUGAAUUUUUUUGAGUCUCAAGAUAAUAGCACUUCAGUGGUUUUUGUUUUCAACAUUUGUCUCGUCAUUUUGUUUUUAAAGCACUGAUUAAUUCGGACACAUGUCAUGUAGAACAUUUGAAUGAUUUUCAGACAGCAUAAUACAUUAUCAUUACCAGGCAUUGAAUUUUGGGAUUUUGCCUAAAUUGUAAAAAUUAUAAAUCUAGAUAUUGUGUGAUUCCAUCCGAUGAUCUUUUACUUUCAACCCAAAAUAGAACUUUAGGAAAGUAUGGAAUCCAGAAAAAUUUGCAGCCUGGUUACAUUUCUUUAAUUACUGUAAUAAAUGGCAUUAAAAUAAAAGGAAAAAUUAAUUGUCGUAAUAUAUAAAUUAAGUUUUUGUUUUGCAAAUGACAAAUGUCAUUAUAUCACUGCAAAUCAAAGUUAUUUUGUAAUUUUUCAACAAGUCGGCUGCCACCUUAAUGUUACUUGAACAAAAAUACCAAAGACAAAUUUUGGGCCUUAUAUUUUAUAGUUUGGCCUGUGUUCAUAGUAGUUUUAUAAACCAGUGGUUAAAUGUUUGUAUGAUUUACACAGGACAAUGUGUCAUGUUAAUAGAAUUCACCAAUUAAUUGGUCAAGUCUAGAAAGUGUGUUCUUUCACAUUGAAUUGUUUUAUUAAUUUAUACUAGAAGGUACCGGGAUAAAAAAAUAACAAAAAUACAAAACCAAAACCCACCUAACCAUGCACAGCAAAGUUUUGUUUUUGUUUUUAUAUAUUAUUAUUAAUUUUCCAUUUUCCCUCUAUCACUCUGAGAAUAAAAAGUAGAGUAACUUUGCAUUGUUUAAUAUGUUCAAGAAGUGUUUCUCAUGUGAUACAUAGGAAAGGUUAUGAAUGACUAUCCAUGUAACAGGUAUAAAUAUUAAUAUUAUGCAUUCCUGUUUUGUUAAUUGUUUGUAUUUUUAUGCAUGCUAUAAAUGUUUUACUAUUGUUCAAGAACAGAAAGCCAACCAUCUUGAGCAGUUAGAGUUGAUAGUCACACUAAAUGUUAAUUUUGGAUUCAGAUUAUUGGUCGAAUUUACAAAGCUUGUUUUUGACUUGCACGCAUUUAACUUUAUGUAUUUACAGUGCUUAAACACCUGUGUUUAGGCAAAACAGGCUUUGUAAAUUUGGCUCUUUGUUUGUUUUUAAAAUAGGUGGCCCUGUUUCAUCAGUUUUUAAUAGUUCAUAUGCUAUUGAAUUGUUACAUUUUGUUGUUUUAGUUUUAUCUUAGUUUAAAUAAUUUGUCAUUUGUUGAUAUUUGUAAGUAUCCCUUUUAGCUGUUAAGUGCCAUAUUAUUUUAAAGAUUGGAUCAUGUUUUUCUUUUUUCACUCAUUAUUUAACAAUAUUUUUGUUUUUAAUUAAAGUGCUUAACCAUUUCUAAUAGCUGAAAGAAGAUGGGUGAAAUUAUAUUUUCAGAUUCGACGUGCUUUUCAGGGAUUUCGGAAUUUGGUCGUGUGACAAUGUGGCACAUAUUUGGGUACCUGAUUGUUGGAAAUGGUAUCCGCAUGAAGCAUUUGAUGUAUUUCUGUAUGCUGUUGUCUAUUUAUUAUAUUUUAAUGUCACAUGAUAGUUCGACUACAUUUUAAUAUCCCAAAAUAUGCAGGCUAUCACAAGUACAAUUUAAACUGUCGCUCACCAAAUGCAAAUAAAUUUGGAGAGAUUUGUCAAAUAUAUUUCAUUACAAAGUUGGUAAAAAGAUAAUAAAAAAAUUAUCUGUUUGUUUGGCAUAUUUGUUUUUAGCAAAUUCACCAAGUUGCUAAUAUUUUUGGGCUUCACCCUAAACCCUGUAUAAGCUUAUUGACAUUUUGACUCUCUUUAACUCUAGACGUUGAAGUCUCCAGUCGGUGCAUUAUCUUUGAGCCAAUGUUUUUGGACACCGUACACUUAUGAUGACAGGUUUUUCAAAUAAUCUAAGCAAUAAUAUCAUUUUUCCUCAUUUGUGUCUUUUUUGUUUUACAGAUGAGAUCACAUAUUCCAUGAAAGAGAACACAAUCUUUAUAAAUUUAUUCCUUAUUCCAAAGUACCAAAGAUUGUAUUUAAAAAGCAAAUCAUCCAUUUUGACCAUAACAUUUUAGGAGAUACCAUUUUGGGGUUGGUGUUAACAUCUUUAUUAUACGCUAGGCUUAGAGUUGGGUAGGCACUUAAAUAUUAAAACAUUGAUGCGUUGCAUCUAUUUAUCUUCAUGAUUAUUUCCAAAUACGGUAUACUUUGAUUACAAGGAAUAUAGUUUGUAAACAAAAGUACGAUCUCCGAAACAGUUUUAUUUAUGGUUUGAUAUGUAUUUCAUACAUCUGUUGGGGUGAGUCAAAGGAAUGAACAUAUGAAUUUUUUUUAUCAAAUUGUUUUAUCAUUAAUCAGAUGAUUUGUAUGUUAUUUCUUAAGAAAACCUUAUAUUCAUUUUACAAGCGCACAAACUUGGUAACUGUUAAAAGCUACUUUUGUAUACUGGUAUUUGUAUUUGAAAACAAAAUUAAAUUUAAAAUCAAUGAUUCAUAAAUGUGUCAAAUCAUGGUAGUCCACCAGUAAUUAAUGAAAUAAAAAUAUGUUUAGCACUCCUGUACAACCACAGUGUUAACUCCUUUUUUAUUAUGGCACAAAUUAUGUUUCUGAAAUUAUUAUAAAAUUUGUAUGGGGAAAAACAAAAAUAAAGAGUUUUCUCCCUUUAUGUAUUUGAGACUUGUGCAGAAUUAGAAAUAAGGAGGCUUAAAUUAUUUUGUUAUUUUUGGUUACAAGUCAGAUCUGUCUGUUCUGUAGAAACACUAAAUGUACAGUAGAAUUGUUAUAUUUAAUUGCACAGAUAUUUAGUCAACAGCAGGGUUUGAUGAGAAUUUGAAAUGUUCAGCAUUUAAAAUAGUGGCUUUUUGCAAAAUUUAUUGUUUUGGGGCACAACUCCAAAAUACUUUUAGUAAAAUGUGUGUACAUGAAUAUGAGUAUACAGCAUUUAUUUUAAGUCUCUUUAAAACCUUUUCUGAAUCGACCUGAAUGGCAAAUUGCAACACGUAAAAAAGAAAAAGUGUUGGGUUUAUUGUGGAAGGUUCUGGAAGAUGUAGAGACAAUAUCUUGUUGUUAGGCUGACAGUACAGCUGCUACACUGUGAGACAGUUUGUACUCUUUUGGAAUUGUUGUAGUUAGUUUUUGAGUAUUACCUAAUGGUAGCAGUUUUUCUAUAAUGUAAAGGUAAGUCCGUUUAGUCUCAGAGGCAUAUGGGUUAAGUAGUUGGUGCAUACAACACAAAGAUUAUACUUUUUGAUGCUACACUGUGCGUGUUAUAAGUUGAUCAACAUUUCAUUUUUUAAGCAAGACAACACAGAUGGUUAACAAUUUCAGUAUAAGAGGGUUUAAGCAAGACAAUGCUGCUUCAGUCAUUUUCUUCUUUUUCUCUUUCUUUUUAUUUUUAAAUGGUAUAGCCAGAUUCAAAUUCUCUUUCACAAACAAAAUUCCACACAUAAGGUAAAAUAAAACUUGUUGAUCUUCGAAUUAGCUUUUUUUUGGUUCUUUUUUCUUUUUAAAAUGACUUGGCCAGAUUCAAAUUCUCUUUGACAAACAAUUCCACACAAAAGUAAAAUAAAACUCGCUGAUAUUUUAAAUUGGCAUUUGUUAAUAAAUUUAUUAUUAUUUGCAAAGUUUAAUUUAUGUCUGUAAAAUGAAGGCUUGAAGCCUGUACAAGACGAAACACGUGUACAUUGCAUGUGUUUUUUUUUGUGUGUUUUUUUCAAAUUAAUUUAUUUCUGUGAUCAUGUAAAUAUUAAUUAAUGUGGUGAAGGCAUUGUUCAGAUAUUUUAUUAGCAUCACAAUCAUAUGUAUUAUAUGUAUCAUGUAGAUGGUUUCAAUUUACAUUAAUGGAGUCCUUUGAUAUUUGUAUAUAUUUAUAAAUGAUAAUUCAUAAUAUCUAAGUGCUACUGUAUCAUGUGAGUUUAAAAUAUCUGUGUUCUGAACAGCUUUACUCCAUUCAUCGUGAGAUAAUUAAAUUUGAGCCAUCUAGUUGGCCAAGGAAUAGCAAUGGGGCUUUAUUUGUUUCUUAAGAAAAGUGAGACUGUACACCUAUCAUAACCAUGGGAAUCUCCUUUCAGUAUAUGUGAAAGUGUGGCAACGUGUUAAUUUUAAGAUUUAAAACAAUUCUAAACUCAAAGACAUAGUAUGCAAAAUAAUAUAAACAUAAAAAUAAUAAAUUGCAUAAAAAGCAUUGCUAAAUGCUUGGUAGUAUUAAGCAACUAAUCAAUCAAAAUAAGCACUUGACUUGUGCUUACAUCCAGUGUUCCACUGAAGGUUCAAGCAUCAUCCGAGAUUCCCAGGUGGAUUUGUCCAAGACCAGGAUUAAUUAAACAAUUCCUGAGUUCUCUUUGAAGAUGUUAAAUUCUUCUGUAAAUAUUAUAUUACAGUGAUGUCCUCAAAUGUCAUGCUUUUUAUUAUAGUUUAUGGACUAAAAUAACAAAUAUUGUAUUAUUUUGUAUUUAUAACUAUUAUUGUUACAUAAUAAAUAACCAAAUUAAACAGGCAAUAACUUCUGUUUUUAUGGACUAAAAUAAAAAUUAAUAUUUUGUAUGUACGACUAUUAAAUUUACUGAAUAAAGAACCCAAAUUAAAUAGGCAACAAUGUGUGUGUUAUGGACUGAAAUAAAAAUAUGUUAUUUUGUAUUUAUGACUAUUAAAUUCAGAGAGUAAAGAAGCCAAUUGAACAGGCAAUAACUUGUGUGUUCCCAGAUUCUGAGACAGAUCUUGCAUAUUUAAACUGAGCUGCAGUAUCAUGUAAGUUUUCAAUAUUUGAGAAUGUGUAAUAGAUUGUGUGGCUUACAAUUAUUCCUGUGAAACCAUUCUUCAAAUAAUAAAUUUUUAAAAAGCUGAAAAAGAAAAGAAAAAACCCACCCUAAAGUAUAAUAAUAAUUAUUAUAAUUUUGAAAAAUAAUAAUAAUAAAUAAGACAUAAUUAUACCACAGCAUCAAACAAAAUUUGACUUGAAUAAUUUAAAAUGUACCGCCUCUCAAUAGUCCUAUUACUGAAAGUUGAAAUAAUUUGUUGUUGGUUACCAGUAAAAUAUCUGAGAAACUGGUUAUUGUAAAUAUAUUGGUUUCAAACCACACAUGUGAAACUUUAUCUUUGUAGUAAAAUAAAAUAAAUUACAAAUAUAUAUGACCAUUUGUAAACAGGGUUGAAAAUUAACAUGAAAACCAUGGUCGCCAGCAGGGCCAUUUGAAGAAAAAUCUUACUGGCCCUUCUCAAAUUCAGCAUGCCCUGCAAUAGUCUGUUUGGGUCGAAAGGAAAACGAUGAAUUGGCUUGUAACAUGAAACAUAUUAAGUUUUAAACCCAUACCAACCCAAAUAAAAAAAAAUUCAAAAAGAAAUCCAUUAUAAAUAAAAAGGUUUCUUUACAAAUUACAAUUAAAUGAUACAGAUUAAAUAUAAUUUUUAAUAUGAGUAAAGAAAAAUGCUAGAACAGCCAAUUUAUGCAGCUUGACGUGCAUUUUCUCUGAAGUAAUCGAUAAUGCAGUGUAAAGAGACUAAAACCUUAAAAGGUAGUACUUCCGCGUGUUUUAGUAAAUUGUUCUGCGAGUGGCAAUCCUCUUUAUGGUGAUGCAAGAUGGAUGAACUCUCCAGUAAAGAAUUUUCUGGGAGUGGCUGUCCUCCUAUAGACAAGGCACUAGAUAAAGAUUGAUGGAAUCCUCCACUAUUUUCCCAAAUACCCAUUCGACUGCAUUGUGCAGAGAUACGGCCUGAUCUCGUAUUACGGUUUUGUCAUUCAGAUUUACCUUGGAUGUUCCAUCAAGAUUUAACCCUUGCAGUUUUAUAAAUAUAUUUUUUUUAUUUACACUGAACUUCCACAAAAACGUUAUUUCAGAUGGUAUGGGUUUACAAUUUAAUAAAUUACUACGUUUUUAUAUGAAUUUUAUAUUUGCAUGCCAGUUACUAUUAAUUGACUUUUGGAAUAAUCCCUGUAAUAAUGGGAAAAUGUCAUUGUUAGUGUGAAUUAAAAACUUAGAUAAAUUUUGAUUUUGUCCCAGAAUAAGCUAAUUAAAUAGGAUUAAUUUGUACCAUAAUAUUUAAUAAUGUCAAAACAUAGGUCUACUAGAUAAUUAUGGCGUAUCCAGUCCAUUCCAAUAUGCCGAUGACUUUUGAAAAAACAAUUUAAGUGUCUACAAUAUGUAGAGCUAUAUUUGUUUUCAGCCCUAGACCAAAAUCUUACAAACUGAGACGGAGUCUGGUCAGUCUGGUGCUGUCAAAAUAUAGAACAUGUUCAAUAAUGUCAUCUCCUGCCAGAAUUGCAGUUCACGCCAGCAGAGAACAGCCAAAGCGUCUUUUGUCGCAUUGGUCAUUCGAUUCAGUCCCACUCUUAAAAUCGAUGGUCGCCCAACGGAUUAUCUUUGUAAAAUUCUUCGUCGCCCUUGGCCAGUAAUGGUCAUCACGGGCGACUGCUAAUUUUCAACCCUGUUUGUAAAUCAAUUGUAAAUGAGUAACACCCUAUAAUAUAUACCUCAUACCAGCAAAACAAAUUGACCAAAAACAAAAAUAUAUAUAUAUAUUUUUGGCUGGUACAAGAUAAUUAUUAUCGUCAUUUGUUUUGGUAGUGAGUAUAGUAGAAUACUGAUGGCUGAUACAAAAUAUUUAGUUUUUUGAUUGAUUGAAACAUAUUUUAUUGCACUUUAAAAGAACAAAUGGAUUAGGCUCAAGUUAUGCAACGUACUAGACCUUUUCCAUAAUACAUACAUGUUACGACAGUGAUCUAUUUUUUUUGCAAUUUAAAUAUGAACAGAAAUAAAUAUAAUUGAACAGAAAUAAUAUAAAUAUUUAGUUAAACAUUCAUAACAGAACUGAGAAGGUAAGUUGAGAAUAUAAACAAAGGAUGCUCAUUACUUUUGUAAUUGAAUCCUGAACAUAUAGGGGACAGUGGGGGUAAAUAUUUUACAUUCUAUCAAAACAUUGUCUUCUCUCCUACAUAUUCGGGUAUGAUUUUGCAGAUUUUUAAGAUCUGGUUUUAGCUGCCCCCAUUUUUAUUUUUAUUUUUUUCUUGUAACUAUUUUUUUGUCUCGUUUUUUUUUCUUUCUUUAAAAAAAACAAAUUGGGGCCAUAAAUUAGAUUCUUAAAGUAGAAGACCGUAUUUGAUCUGAAAUUCGGAGGAGAAUUCACUAUUUAAAUAUAGUGUAUGGUUUUUAACUCUCUUUUUUUUUUUUUUGUAAAAAAAAAUUUAUGGAUAAGUUCAUCAUUUAUUAAUAGAUGGUUAUCUCGUCCCAGUACACUAUAUAAAAACAACCCUUUUGGUCAACUGAUUUAUCGGUUAUUUCUCCUUUUGUAAGUCUUUUUUGCUGGUCUUAUAUAUUGUGGUAUAACUAAAUUGUGUAUAUAUUGGUGUUCAGUACCUGGAUUAUGUCUGUGUGUGUGUCAUAAGUUUGUGUUCUGUACUGGAAGUACAUUGUAUGUGUGUGUGUGAUGUAAACUUAUUUCCAGUACAUCAUGUGUCUGUUUAGGUGAACAGAUGCAUUAAUUACAUUAGUCUCAAUAUUUUUAACACCAAAUAAUUGUCAAAUUGAACUUUGUAUUAACAAAUAAAAUAUGAAGUGUA